Molecule: messenger RNA, 1100 nt
Organism: Leptonychotes weddellii (Weddell seal)
Lineage: Eukaryota; Metazoa; Chordata; Mammalia; Carnivora; Phocidae
Source: RefSeq, a predicted model, not a curated record
GGAUACCCCCAGUGGGGACACAGGGGCAAAGAGACGCCUUCAGGGGCGGAAACCCUGGGAGGCAUAUACACCGCCCCAGACGGAGAGCGCCGCCCAGAGUGGGACGAGAACAGACGGUCAGAGGACAACGCCCCCCCAGGUCGCCUGGAAGACCCCGGAGCGACCCCGGGGGCGGCAUGGAGCGUGCGUGGGCCAGGGCAACCCCUCUUUGGUUGGGGGCGAUGGAGACACGGACCCCGCGGGGCCUCCUCCUUCUCUUCCUCUUCCUCCCGCUGCUGCCGCCACGCGGCGCCUCCGCCGGGAGCCUGCACAGCCCAGGCCUGUCCGAGUGCUUCCAGGUGAAUGGCGCCGACUACCGCGGCCACCAGAACCGCACGGGGCCGCGCGAGGCCGGCCGCCCGUGCCUGUUCUGGGACCAGACGCAGCAGCACAGCUACAGCAGCGCCAGCGACCCCCAGGGCCGCUGGGGGCUGGGCCCGCACAACUUCUGCCGGAACCCCGACGGCGACGUGCAGCCGUGGUGCUACGUAGCCGAGACGGAGGAGGGCAUCUACUGGCGCUACUGCGACAUUCCCACGUGCCACAUGCCUGGAUACCUGGGCUGCUUCGUGGAUUCCGGGGCACCCCCCGCCCUCAGCGGCCCCAGUGGCACCUCAACGAAGCUCACGGUCCAGGUGUGCCUUCGCUUCUGCCGCAUGAAGGGCUACCAGCUGGCGGGCGUGGAGGCUGGCUACGCCUGCUUCUGUGGCUCUGAAAGCGACCUGGACCGGGGACGCCCGGCCCCAGCUACCGAUUGUGACCAGAUUUGCUUCGGCCACCCGGGCCAGCUGUGCGGCGGCGACGGCCGUCUGGGCAUCUACGAAGUGUCCGUGGGCUCCUGCCAGGGCAACUGGACCGCUCCUCAGGGCGUCGUCUACUCCCCGGACUUCCCGGACGAGUACGGGCCGGACCGGAACUGCAGCUGGGCGCUGAGCCCGCCGGGCGCCGCGCUGGAGCUCACCUUCCGCCUCUUCGAGCUGGCCGACCCGCGCGACCGGCUGGAGCUGCGCGACGCCGCCUCGGGCAGCCUGCUCCUUCCUAGCACCCAGGAAGGGGCUUGA